UUCCCGCCGGACACUUUAUGUGGUUGCACACAGAUGGAGAGCACCAGUUCGGCUCUUUGGAUAUAAACUGUAUUUUUUAUCGAAAACUGUGCAGGAGACAUGGAGCGGCCAUCUUGUGUUGUGGAAGAUUUGAAGCAGUUUGUUGUCAAUGAAGCUCCACAAACUGCGUUUUACAUCCCGGAUUUCAUAUCAGAGGAAGAGGAGUCCUUCCUCCUGCAGCAGGUGUACAAGUCCCCCAAAACCAAAUGGACCCAGCUGUCCGGCCGCCGGCUCCAGAACUGGGGCGGCCUGCCGCACCCCAAAGGCAUGCUGGCCGAGACGCUUCCUGACUGGCUCCAGAGCUGCUGUGAGAAAGUCUCGUCUCUGGGAGUGUUCGGUGGGAAAACGGCCAACCACGUGUUGGUGAACGAGUACAAGCCAGGCGAAGGCAUCAUGGCCCACGAGGACGGCCCGCUGUACCACCCCACGGUCAGCACCAUCAGCCUGGGCUCGCACACCCUGCUGGACUUCUACCGGCCCGUCUGCAGUCAGGACGGGCUGCAGACCCAGCAGAGCCGCUACCUGCUGUCCCUCCUGCUGAGGCCGCGCAGCCUGCUGGUCCUGCAGGACGACAUGUACMGUCAGCUGCUGCACGGCAUCCAGAACCGGGACMKGGACCCSCUGACGGACCUGGUGGCCAACCUGUCUGCCGCCGGGGCGCGGCCCGGGGAGACGCUGRGCAGGGGAACCAGGGUGUCGCUCACCAUCAGACACGUUCCCAAAGUGAUCAGAACCAGGAUGGUUCUGGGAAGGAAAUGACCCGACCGGAUCAGAACCAAACCAGAACCACAGCUGGAAGAGUCUCAUGAUGAAUGCUUUGGUCUGAAUUAUUAUUAUUACUGUUACUGCAGGAACAACAUUCCUAUGUGAAUUUUAAAAAUGAUCUAUUCAAAUAUUAAUAAAACGCAUCGCUAACUGAAAAGUUUGUUCCUCUAAGCCUAAAGCGCUAAUCAUAAACAUUAGUGACGCUGAUACAUGGUGUUCAGCAGAAACCAACACUAAUCUGUUCUACCAAUAUUUAGCAAAGGCUCAUGCUAAGACGCUAUUUAUUCCAACAUGGUGUUUAAUGGAAGCUAAUGCUAAAGUGUAUUAGCUUUAAAGUGCAUUUAUAGUAGUUGAGCAUCGUUAACUCUGGUGCUGAUUUUGGCUAAUUAAAUUUGGUCAGAAAGCACACAGACAGCGAUGCAUUCAGGGUACAAGACAAAUAUAAUUUACKGCACUUGGUGCUUCAGAAUUUAUGCAGAAAAUUAAUUUAGGGGAAGCUAAGUGCACUAAAUGUUUUCAAAGUUAGCAAAAAAGCUAAUGUGCUAACUAAAAAAAAAAAUUAACUCGGUGGAAGCGUACCAACAUGGAUAGUCAUGGUGAUAAAUUUCUGGUGACAAAUUAUUUGUAUCAUCUGAAAAUAUGUCAACAUUUUAUAUGUUACAUAUUUGCUGUCAUAAAUGCAACAGCUUAAAAACUGAUUUAUGUCUUAUUUUGCUGGGCCUUUUUUCUUUUUGUAAUAACCAAAAUAAAUAAAUUAUUU
Messenger RNA from Poecilia reticulata (guppy), 1564 nucleotides. It is a transcript of the gene alkbh6, whose product is annotated as alkB homolog 6, nucleotide demethylase. NCBI's taxonomy places the organism in Eukaryota, Metazoa, Chordata, Actinopteri, Cyprinodontiformes, Poeciliidae. The record is from RefSeq and is a predicted model, not a curated record. Gene Ontology annotation, cellular component: nucleus.